AUGGAUGAUGAUGAGCUAAACAAACUAAAAUCAAAAUUGAAAAAUAUGAAAGAAGCUCAGAAAAAAAGGGAGUUAACUAAAAAACAAAAAUAUGAAUUGAAGAAAAAAGUACAAAGAGAAAGUUACCAUAAAAAAAAAGUAGAAACCAAGGAGUUGAUAUCAAAGGAAGGACCGUCCCAAGAUAAUAGUAACAGUAGGGAGGUUCUACCAUCGGUUUUGCCAAAGAAAAAUGCUUUUAAAAUAAAAGUAGGGCCAUGUACUGCUAAAGAGAGCCAAUCUACUAGCGCCACCACACGUGUUGAUAAGAAUUGCGCCAAAAAAGUACAAGAAAAAAAAGAAAAAGGAAAAGAAAAUUCCAGGGCAUAUAGAAUAAAGAAAAAACAACACACUAAGUUAGAAAAAUUUAUGGACGAACAAACUCCACCCUCAAGCCCAUCAACAUCACCUCUGCCAGAAGUAGCUAAUAAUAAGAGAAAAAGGACCUCGACUAAGACUUAUAGGGAACAGAAAAAAACGAUUUUAGACUUACAAAAAUCUUUGAAAACUUCAAGGCAAUGCGCUGAGCGUUACAAAAAACGGUAUAAUAGGUUAUUGAAAAAAAAAUGCAAACAAUCAGGUUCCCCUACACCUGAUACUAAGGUAAAAACAAUUCUAAGACAACCAACUAAUGAAAUAAAAAAGAAAUUACUCUUUGGUGAAUGUUUGGUAAAAGAAAUCAAGACAAAGGCGAAACAUUCCAAUGAAGUGGAAAAAAAUAUAUUGGGAGCUUGUAUCUCAUCUCCUAUUCAUAAAAAAUAUCAUGUUCAAUCUGAAGCAGCGUCUAUUGUGUCUCGUCACAUUUUUAAGAAACACGUUAAAUCUCAAAUUAAACAUGUUAAAAAAAGGCAGAUUCGAACCCAACAAAUGAUUAGUUUGAGGCGACAAAUUGAGAACUUUUUUCUUGAAGAUGAAAAUACUAUCCCAGCCCCUGGCAAACUUGACACAAUUACCAAGAGAAAAAUUACAAAACAAAAGAGGUACCUCACUUCAACACUAAAAAUCCUAUACAAAAAGUAUAUCGAUCAGUUUAAUUCAAAAAUAUCUUUUAGCACUUUCUGUAGAUUGCGUCCAUUUUAUGUUCUAAAACCAAGAGUGUCUAACAGAGAUACAUGCUUAUGUGUCAAAUAUGAAAACUUUAAAUUUAUUUUGCAAAAGCUACAUUACUUUAAGAUUGUAAGGAGUAAGAUACCCUUGGAAGUUAUUAGAGAAUUAGUUUGCAAUUAUAAGGACAAAUAUUGCAUGUAUCGCGAAUGUCAAUCAUGUAAGAUCAAACAAUGUCAUUUAGCUAAUGAAGAACUGUCAGCUCGCAUUACUUUUUAUUAUGAGUGGAAAAGUAAGGUUGAAGAAAAAAAAGAUAAAAAUGGAAAAGAAAUAAAAGUAAGAAUUACAGCCAAGGAAAGAAUUUCUUGUUCGGUUAAAGAUUUAGUUGAAAAACUAAAUGACUUACUUCCAAAAUUUUUAAUCCAUGAAUACAAUAUCCAACAUCACUUUCUAAAAAUAAAGCAAUUGCGGCAAAUCAUUUCAUCACGUACAGCAAUCAUAAACAUCGAUUUUUCAGAGAACUAUGGAUGUAAAUACUCAAACGAAAUACAGAGUGUACACUUUGGAGCAUCAAAACCCCAACUUAGUCUGCACACUGGUGUCAUAUAUUUUAAAAUUGGUGAAGAAUUGCACCACCAAUCCUUUACCUCUGUUUCGGAUCAACUCUGCCACGAACCUUAUGCAAUUUGGGCCCAUUUACAACCAGCACUAGAGUUAGCUACAAAAUUGAUCUCUGGACUUGAUACCAUUCAUUUUAUUAGUGAUGGUCCUACCUCUCAAUAUCGAAAUAAAAUAAAUUUCUUUCUAAUAACUUAUUUUGGAAAAAUGCGUGGUUUUAAGAUACUAACAUGGAAUUUCUCAAAGGCAGGGCAUGGAAAGAGUUCUGCAGAUGGAGUUGGAGGAUCAUUAAAGAAGAUGGCCGAUUUGGCAGUUUCUCACGGCCACGACAUAAUGUGCGCAAAAGACUUUGUCAAUGUUCUUCAUACUACAAAUUCACAAUCAAAAAUAAAACUUUUUUUGAUAGACGAAAAUGAAUUUAGAAAAUUCCGAGAUGUAGCUCCAUUAUCAUUAAAAUCUAUUAAAGGAACAAUGCAAAUACAUCAAGCGUUAUGGAAAUCUGACAAUCCCCAGAAACUUAAAUUUAAAUACCUCAGUUGUAUUUGUGAAGAUUGUUCUCAUUACGAACUAUGUGAAGUAGCGUAUCCUAAAGAUGACAAUGAUGAAAUGAGUUUAGAUAAAAGUUACGAAAUUGAAGAUGAAAUAACAUAUAAUGCACCUGAUAAUUCUCCUGAUGAUUCUGUACUUUCAACGGAAAGUAGUCAAGCUUGCAGUAAGACUACAGCAGAAAUAAAAUGUGGUGAUUGGGUGGCUGUGCUUUAUGAUACAAACUGGUAUCCGGGGAUAGUAGAAGAUACUAUUGAAGAUAAUUUGAAAAUAUCUUUCAUGGCUCGAGCUGGACAACAUUUCUUUUGGCCAGAAAAGUCUGAUAUACAAGUUGUGGCAUCCGAUGAAAUUUUAUGCAUUUUAGAAUAUCCCCCAAAACCAAUUUCUGCAAGACAUUUCAGUAUUGUGCAAAAAGCACGCAUUGAUGAUUUAUUAAAAACGUUACCUUGUUAA
Messenger RNA from Psylliodes chrysocephalus, 2697 nucleotides. NCBI's taxonomy places the organism in Eukaryota, Metazoa, Arthropoda, Insecta, Coleoptera, Chrysomelidae. The record is from the annotation of a GenBank genome assembly.